This is a messenger RNA of Emys orbicularis (European pond turtle), 936 nucleotides long. RefSeq names its product SHOX homeobox 2 (gene SHOX2). Gene Ontology annotation, cellular component: nucleus. The record is from RefSeq and is a predicted model, not a curated record. The transcript has 5 exons. The coding region runs from base 1 to 936 and encodes 311 amino acids. Gene Ontology annotation, molecular function: sequence-specific double-stranded DNA binding; DNA-binding transcription factor activity, RNA polymerase II-specific. Lineage: Eukaryota; Metazoa; Chordata; Testudines; Emydidae. Gene Ontology annotation, biological process: regulation of transcription by RNA polymerase II.
AUGGAAGAACUUACAGCUUUUGUCUCCAAGUCGUUUGAUCAGAAAGUGAAAGAGAAAAAGGAGCUGAUCACAUACAGGGAGGUUCUGGAGAGUGGACCUGUCAGAGGAGGCAAGGAGUCAGGCGGCUCCAGCGAGCCCAGCCGGGAAGACGUGAGCAGCCCAGCGGUCCGAGCAGGAGGAGUAGGCGGCGGCGGUGGAGGAGGCGGAGCGCGGUCUCCAGUCAGAGAGCUGGACAUGGGCGCCGCCGAGAGAGCCAGGGACACGGGCACUCCCAAACUCAGCGAGGUCUCCCCAGAGCUGAAGGAUCGCAAAGAGGAUGCGAAAGUGAUGGAGGACGAAGGGCAGACUAAAAUCAAGCAGAGGAGAAGCCGGACCAAUUUCACUCUGGAGCAGCUGAACGAGCUGGAGAGGCUUUUCGAUGAGACCCACUAUCCGGACGCCUUCAUGCGAGAGGAGCUGAGCCAGAGGCUGGGACUGUCCGAGGCCAGAGUGCAGGUCUGGUUUCAAAACAGAAGAGCUAAAUGUAGAAAACAAGAAAAUCAACUUCAUAAAGGGGUUCUUAUAGGAGCAGCCAGUCAAUUUGAAGCUUGCAGAGUUGCACCAUAUGUCAAUGUAGGCGCUUUGAGGAUGCCAUUUCAGCAGGAUAGUCAUUGCAACGUGACGCCCUUGUCCUUUCAGGUUCAGGCCCAGCUGCAGUUGGACAGCGCCGUGGCACACGCACAUCACCACCUCCACCCACACCUGGCCGCUCACGCCCCCUACAUGAUGUUCCCUGCGCCGCCCUUCGGCCUGCCAUUGGCCACACUGGCCGCGGAAUCCGCCUCAGCAGCUUCGGUGGUGGCAGCAGCGGCGGCGGCCAAGACCACCAGCAAGAACUCCAGCAUCGCUGACCUCAGACUGAAAGCCAAAAAGCACGCGGCUGCUUUAGGGCUGUGA